Gaeumannomyces tritici R3-111a-1 is the source of this 4547-nucleotide messenger RNA. Its product is annotated as mitochondrial membrane protein Pet127. Lineage: Eukaryota; Fungi; Ascomycota; Sordariomycetes; Magnaporthales; Magnaporthaceae. Gene Ontology annotation, cellular component: mitochondrion; mitochondrial envelope. The record is from RefSeq and is a predicted model, not a curated record. The transcript has a single exon. The coding region runs from base 1 to 4275 and encodes 1424 amino acids. Gene Ontology annotation, biological process: mitochondrial RNA 5'-end processing.
AUGCUCUCACUAGCGAGAAGCGGUCUACGCAUUCCCGCGGGCGGCCUGCGUUUGCACAGUACCCGGAGGGACCUAUUUCCCAGCGCGCCAGUCCGCUUCAGCCCGCGGCGGCUCUACAGCUCUGACACACCCCCAGAGUCGAAAUCGCCCUCGGUGAACGAGUCUAGCUCUGCGCCCGACGACAAGAAGGGCGAAGAAGCCAGCCCGUCAAAACGCAAAAAGCUGGUUCCCUCGAAGUCGAAACCCGCCUCGAAAAGUACCAAGACCAAGCAGUCUGCUGCCACCCAGGGCGCCGACACCGAUGCCACGGCAGAAGGACACGGUCAGGGGCCCGCCCCGGCCCCCAACAGUCAGGACGGAAAGGAAUCUCUCUCGACGACCUCAGGCUCGCCAGGGUCCUCAAACAAGAGGUCCGAAAAACGCCGCCAUAAGCUUGCACAGUCCAAAGCAAGAACAAACGUCGCGAGGACGGAGCAGAUGAAUCGCAUGUGGCGCGAGUCUCUCGAGAUACUGAAAGACCUCCGGGCUGCACACAUCGGACUCGCCCAGCCUCUUGCUGUUGCGACUAAGGGGAAGAAAACGGCCAAGUCAGAGGAGGGAUCUGGGCAGGGGGCCUCAGAGGCCAGUGACGCGAGCGCAGGCCGGCCACACCCACUCAGCCCUGAUGCCAAAAAAGCAAAAGACCUAUUUGACACACAGAUGGCCCAAGGGGGUGUCCAGCCUGGAUCUGUGGGACCUUCGAUGUUCAAGAACCUUCCCUCGGAGAAGCUCCUCAAGACGGUGAAGCCGGAUGACAAGGACCGUCAGGUGGAACUCCUUGCCGGGGCUUUAGGAGUCCUGCGCAAGGUCCUCCUUGAGCAGCCGCCAGGAUCAGCACAGUAUCUGGCCCGGCCAGCCCCUGAGAAAGACAGAUCGGCACAGCGCCCCAAGGCCACUGAGCCUCAGCCGGUGGAAGUACGUCGAGUAAACUCAAAACCCACUGAGCCAUCGGCUUCAGAAGCACCUGGCAAGGCGCCGAAGAAGAAGGCCAGCCUUGCUUCGCAAUUCCAGAAGGCGGGACAAUCAAGGGUGGCAGCGGCACAAUCACAAGAAGCGGCAGGACCAAAAUGGCCAAACGUUAUCAUUGAACGACGAGGUAAAAAGAUAUGGGAUCCGCCGGCGCAAGUCGAAGAUAAAUCUCUGAACGCGACGCAUGAAGCCACUCCUGAGCUAGACCCAUCACCUGACGCAGCCGCGCCGAAGAAGAAAGAACGCAAGAACAAGCAAAUAUCGAUCCACAGCGUCAUUUCCAAAGACCUAGAAUUGACACCCAUAGAAAAGUCUCAGCCUCCUGUUCCGAACGUUCAAUAUGGACUGGACAGGGUCCUGUUCAACCCAGGAGUCUACCAGCUCCAAGAUCCCAGAUCACGCGUCUACAACUUCGACCCUUACUUGUCCACGAUCAUGCCAACCCACGAGUUCGACUUCAAUGCGCUCAAACGCUACGUCACCUCAUCCAAGGAUAACACCCUGAUAUCCCUUGCGGCCGAGGUGGACAAGAAGUACACCGGGUCGACGUCUAGCAUGACUUCGAUGCUGGCGCAUUUCCACUACUUGAUCUCAUCUUGGCGCCCGAUCAACGCUUCACACAUGUCACGAACCUUCACACCGGAUUCGGAGCAGUUCACCCGGAUCCAGCGAGGCCCUGCUGCCGUCUUCCUCAAGUACAAGGACGGCGUUUACGCCAUUGACGCCGACAAGGAGUUCGACAACGCCACCAUUCUCAGCAUGCUGGGCAAGUCGAUGGAAAAGUUUCUCACGCUUCCAAGAGAAGAGUUCGAGCUUUACCACAAGGACAAGUCGCACGAGCUUAGCGAGGAGGCGCGGAAUGAUCCGGAGGCGUUUCACUACACGACCAUGGGUGACUUUCUCAUGCGGUCCCAGCUGGAUGCCCACGACCCCAGGCUUCCCGGCACCGGCAUGUUCGAUCUCAAGACUCGCUCCGUCGUCACCAUCCGCAUGCAGUCGAGCGAGAUGCAUAAGGGGAUGGGCUACGAGAUCCGCGAUCGCUUUGGCCAGUGGGAGUCGUUCGAGCGGGAGUACUUUGACAUGAUCCGCUCAGCCUUCCUCAAAUACUCCCUCCAGGUGCGCAUGGGCCGCAUGGACGGAAUCUUUGUCGCCUUCCACAACACGGAGCGCAUAUUUGGCUUCCAGUACAUCAGCCUCGGCGAGAUGGACUUGGCCAUACACGGGACCGACAACACGGCACUGGGAGACCAUGAGUUCAAGCUGAGCCUGCAUCUCCUCAACAAGAUCCUCGACAAGGCAACCACCAAGUUCCCCGGGCGGUCGUUGCGGCUGCAUUUUGAGACUCGGCCGAGCGAGCCUCCCUUUAUGUACGUGUUUGCGAAGCCGGUCACCGACCAGGAGAUCGCAGCCGUCCAAGAGAAGAAUAAAGAAGCCAUAGAGGAAUUCGAGCGAAAGAUGAUGAAUCUGGAGCCCGAGGCCUCUGCUGUCGAGGCUGCAGAGCAGUCGGGUGAGGAGGCCGGGUCUGCAGAUGACGAGCUCGAGAUCAUCGAUGAGGACGAGGGCGGUGAGGAGGUCGAGGCCGUCGAGGAGAAGUUUUCUGAGGAGCUCAGCCCUGAGGGGCAACUCAGCCCAGAGGAGGUCUGGGAGGAUAUGAUGAACAGGGUAGACCAGGCCAUGGAGGACGACGUGUUUGGUAUCGCGUCGGUCCGGGAGGCCGUCGAGGAGGCUCUCACGCAGAGUGGGCUCCUUCGUUCCAUCCCGCAGGACCAAUCCAGAGAAUACAUCGACGCACUCCUUGGGGCCAUCACCAGUCCUGACCUCGAGGGCGCGGCGGAGGUUAUUCAGAACGGCAGCGCGGACGAGUUCUCUGUCACAGACGGCAACGAGGAUGCGACGGUCGCCGAGGAAGAUACCGCCACCCUUUCAGCUGUCGACGAAGACGCCACGGCAGACACCCCCGCGGAGCAGCUGGAGGUUGGCGAGAGCGAAGCUGAAUCGUCUCAGGUCGAUGUCGAACAGGUUUCGGCCAAUGAGACGGUGGAGACCGCCUCGGAGGAACCUGCGCAAGCCUUGGCAGACGAGGUCGAUGAGACCACGGCAGACGAGGUUGCUGAGACCACGGCAGACGAGGUUGCUAAGGCCCCAGAGGGUGGGGUAACCGAGGUCCCAGAGGAUGAGGUUGCCGAGAUCGCAGCCGAGUCGGAGACUGCCAUGGAUGAAGAUGAGGCUGUCGAGGACGACGCCGACGCAGGAGAUGAGAUUUCUGGUGAUGAUUCGGACUCGGCGGAGACACAGACUGUCAAAUCAAAGACAGCACCGGGGCUGCUUUCACUCAAAGAUCUUAUCAUCAAGCUGGCUGAGCACUCACAGUCGUCGCCUGUGCCGGUUAGCGCGGAGCCGCAGGCGAAGGAGGAAGAGCCGGACCGUGCCGACAGCCGGAGGCUGAAGAGGUUUGAGAGAAUCUUGUCUGAGAUGCUGUCGAACUCCAAACAAGCCGAAACGGGCGACGCAGCCUCAGCGGAUGCCGCUGCAUCCGAGACCGAGGCCACUGGCACAGAUGCGGAGCCAGAGGAAGAACUCAUGGCGAUAGCGGUCACGAUACGCAACUCCACAGACAAGGGCUACGUCAAGCGGCUGAACUCGGUCAAGGAGGACACAAAGUGGGAGCUCCUGUACUCGUUUGAGGAUGUUGAGCAGCCGCGGGCGCAGAAGCUGUACGAUGGGUGCAAAAAACGGCGCGAGGCACUCCUCACGGCGGCCAACGCGCCGCUUGGGAACGACAAGUUCCAACAGGCGUAUGCGCGGACGCUCCAGAACUUCACCAACAAGGGCAGGGCCUUCCGCGUGGGCGAGGACGAGCGGGCGCGCGAGCACGGUAGGGUGUGCGUCUACGGGGUCGACGGGGAGCUCGACUACGACGAGGUGUUUGCGCACGUUUCGCCGACGCGGCCCUGGAGCGCCGAGCUCCCGGAGAACCCCUUGGAAGCCCAGGACACUCCGGACUUCCCGGACCUUCCGGUCCUGGACGCGCAGAGCGCCAAGGCGUUGAAGAAGGAGAAGGCUAGGGCGGCGUACGCGGAGAAGGCAAAGAAGAGGACCGAGGAGGACAGGAGGAGGAGGGAGGCGAAGAGCCAGGCGAAGAGGGAGGCCAAGGCGAAGAAGAAGAGCGAGCAAGGGAGUUUGGCGAAAAAGGCCGAGAAAGAGAUCCUAGCAAAAAUGAACGAGGGGGAAGAUGGAGAGGGGAAAGGUGAGGCCGAGGAAAAGUAAAACGAGGACAAGAGUGGAGGCGAGGCAAAGACCAGUCGAGAGUUCCCCAGUCGGGCAGGGAAUCGGCGUUGGCUCUCGUCGCGCCCGUACUUUGUUUGUAAUUGUAUGAUGGAACCUGCCUGUGGGAUCACGGCCAUCUGGGCCAGGAUGUCGGGAGAGCAUGUGUUGACAUAUUUGUAAAUUACUCUCGCCUUCGGACUCUAGUUUUCGGAAUAGCCUCUCGACUCCAGACAUGCAUAUUAAGAGCUUAAUGUAUGGUUCAUAUCCCCAGA